Heterocephalus glaber (naked mole-rat) is the source of this 2805-nucleotide messenger RNA. RefSeq names its product transforming growth factor beta induced (gene Tgfbi). Gene Ontology annotation, biological process: cell adhesion; extracellular matrix organization. The record is from RefSeq and is a predicted model, not a curated record. NCBI's taxonomy places the organism in Eukaryota, Metazoa, Chordata, Mammalia, Rodentia, Bathyergidae. Gene Ontology annotation, cellular component: extracellular matrix. Gene Ontology annotation, molecular function: cell adhesion molecule binding.
GGCGCUCUCACUUCCCCCGAGCGGAGCGGCUCGCCCACGCGUUCGGUCGGUGAAUCUUCGCGCGCGUCUCCUCAGCCAUGGCGCUCCUCGUGCGGCUAUUGGCCUUCGCCCUGGCGCUGGCCCUGGGCCCUGCGGGGACCCUAGCGGGCCCCGCCAAGUCACCCUACCAGCUGGUGCUGCAGCACAGCCGGCACCGUGGUCGGCAGCACGGCCCCAAUGUGUGUGCUGUGCAGAAGGUCAUUGGGACCAACAAAAAGUACUUCACCAACUGCAAGCAGUGGUACCAGAGGAAAAUCUGCGGCAAGCCCACAGUCAUCAGCUACGAAUGCUGUCCUGGAUAUGAAAAGGUCCCAGGAGAGAAGGGCUGUCCAGCAGCCCUUCCACUUUCAAACCUUUACGAGACCCUGGGAGUUGUGGGGUCCACCACCACUCAGCUGUACACGGACCGCACAGAGAAGCUACGGCCUGAGAUGGAGGGCCCUGGCAGCUUCACCCUCUUUGCCCCUAGCAAUGAGGCCUGGGCUUCCUUGCCAGCGGAAGUGCUGGACUCCCUGGUGAGCAAUGUCAACAUCGAGUUGCUCAAUGCCCUUCGCUACCAUAUGGUGGACAGACGAGUCCUGACUGACGAGCUGAAGCACGGCAUGGCCCUCACCUCCAUGUACCAGAAUUCCAACAUCCAGAUCCACCACUAUCCCAAUGGGAUUGUAACUGUCAACUGUGCUCGGCUGCUGCAAGCCGACCACCAUGCGACCAAUGGUGUGGUACAUCUCAUCGAUAAGGUCAUCUCCACCAUCACCAACAACAUUCAGCAGAUCAUUGAGAUUGAGGACACCUUUGAGACACUUCGGGCUGCUGUGGCUGCAUCAGGGCUCAACACCCUACUUGAGGGUGAUGGUCAGUUCACACUCUUGGCCCCAACCAAUGAGGCCUUUGAGAAAAUCCCUGCUGAGACUCUGAACCGGAUCCUGGGUGACCCAGAGGCCCUGAGAGAUUUGCUGAACAACCACAUCCUGAAAUCAGCCAUGUGUGCUGAGGCGAUUGUCGCAGGGCUGUCCAUGGAGACACUGGAGGGCACCACUCUGGAGGUGGGCUGUAGUGGGGACAUGCUUACCAUCAAUGGGAAGGCCAUCAUCUCUAACAAGGACAUCUUGGCCACGAAUGGUGUGAUCCACUUCAUCGAUGAGCUGCUCAUCCCAGAUUCAGCCAAGACACUGUUUGAGUUGGCUGCAGAGUCUGAUGUUUCCACAGUCACUGACCUCCUCAGACAAGCUGGCCUCAGCACACAUCUCUCUGGAAAUGAGCGGCUGACCCUCUUGGCUCCCCUGAAUUCUGUGUUCAAAGAUGGAGCCCCUCGCAUUGAUGCCCAAAUGAAGAAUUUGCUUCUAAACCACGUAGUUAAAGGCCAAGUGGCCUCCAAGGAUUUGUACCGGGGACAGACCCUGGACACACUGGGUGGCAAAAAGCUCAGAGUUUUUGUUUAUCGUAAUAGCCUGUGCAUCGAGAAUAGCUGCAUCGCUGCCCAUGACAAGAGGGGACGGUACGGGACCCUGUUCACCAUGGACCGGAUUCUUACCCCACCCAUGGGGACUGUCAUGGAUGUCCUAAAGGGGGACAAUCGCUUUAGCAUGCUGGUAGCUGCCAUCCAGUCUGCUGGGCUGACAGAGACCCUUAAUCGAGAAGGAGUCUACACAGUCUUUGCUCCCACAAAUGAAGCCUUCCAAGCCAUGCCACCAGAAGAACUGAACAAACUCUUGGGAAAUGCCAAGGAACUUGCCAACAUUUUGAAAUACCAUAUUGGUGAUGACAUCCUGGUUAGCGGAGGCAUUGGGGCCCUGGUACGGCUGAAGUCUCUCCAAGGAGACAAGCUAGAAGUUAGCUCGUGUGCUGCAUCCAUACAAGGGACUGAAGGUCUGCAGAGAGCAGGGACUGUUUCACUCAGCAGACUGUCCACAAAAAACAAUGUAGUGAGUGUCAAUAAGGAGCCUGUUGCUGAAACCGACAUCAUGGCCACGAAUGGUGUGGUCUACGCCAUCACCAGUGUUCUGCAGCCCCCAGCCAACAGACCUCAGGAACGAGGAGAUGAGCUGGCAGACUCUGCUCUUGAAAUCUUCAAACAGGCAUCAGUGUUCUCCAAGGCUUCCCAGAGAUCUGUGAGACUAGCCCCUGUCUAUCAGAGGUUAUUAGAGAGAAUGAAGCAUUAGCACCGAGGACCACAGGAGGAAAGCACCUCAGCAGCUUCCUACAGUUUCUGUCAGUUUGCCAAAGAGACUAUUUGAAUGUUUUGAAACAAAUUGUCACACUUCAGUAUAUGUGGGCCGCACCAUAAUGAGACCUGAGCCUCAGGUGGGUGGGAGGAUGGGAGAGAGAGAUGUGCUUUUUAUUUGUUAUUUUUUGUUCUCUGUAAACCUGGUUGUUAACCCACUGCAUGCAGAGAUCUGGAUGUCACUACCUGACAUUCACUUCCAGAAAGGACCUAUCCCAAACCUGGAAUUUCCUGCUUAUGUGAGUGCCUGGAAGAGGGAGCUGCAGCAUUGUGGAGUUAACAGAACAUGAAUCAAGUGAUCCAGCACUCUGGGAAGUCCUGGCAUGGUUUGUAAAGCUCUUGAACAGCUGGAGAAAUGGCACUAUUAUAAGCUAUGAGUUGAACCGUUUCUGUCAACUGUCUUGCAUCUAUGUGUGGCUUGGACACUUCUUUGUGGCCCUGUGUAGGUAGAAAAGAAAGGGUAUAUAGGGCAUGUAGAGCCCAGAUUUCCUGAAUAUGACACAGACAUGGUGUGUUUGUAAUAAUAAAACCAAUGAAAGGUA